ACUGCGCCUCCGCCGAGGGCUAAACGCUGGACUAGAGAGAUCGAUAGAGCCAGAGCGAGCGAGCGAGCAAUGUCGGAAGAGGCAGUGACGCUGGGUUCGUCGAAACCGAUGAUCGCGACGCAGCAGGAGUUGGUGGAGAACCGGGUGCCCCUCUCCUACCGCGACCAGUGCGCCCACCUCCUCAUCCCCCUCAACAAGUGCCGCUCCGCGGAGUUCUUCCUGCCCUGGAAGUGCGAGUCCGAGCGCCACACCUACGAGAAGUGCGAGUACGAGCUCGUCAUGGAGCGCAUGCUCCAGAUGCAGAAGAUCCGUGCACUCGAGGAAAAGAAGAAGGCGGAGCAGCGCCAGGGCAACGGCGCCGGCAUCCCGCUUAUUCCCUCCCCCGCCAACGCCUGAUCCUCUUCUUCCCCCUUCUCCUACGUGAUGGAAAGCAGGAGUCAUAACUGGGAUUCAUGCGCUUUUGAUGUUCAAUGACACCACUCAAAGAACAGUGGUUGUCUCACCAAAGUGUCUUUGAACUUGAGUUGAUUUUAUUAUCCUUCUCAGUGUGAGAAUCUUUAUUUUCUGUUAAAAUAAGGAAUUCCUUUGCUGACGUGUUGAUAUGUCAUUUGAUAACUUAACGACAGUAUUAGUCAUA
Molecule: messenger RNA, 637 nt
Organism: Musa acuminata AAA Group (dessert banana)
Lineage: Eukaryota; Viridiplantae; Streptophyta; Magnoliopsida; Zingiberales; Musaceae
Product: NADH dehydrogenase [ubiquinone] 1 beta subcomplex subunit 7
Exons: 2
Coding region: 70-396 (108 amino acids)
Cellular component (GO): mitochondrion
Source: RefSeq, a predicted model, not a curated record